Exophiala oligosperma is the source of this 2182-nucleotide messenger RNA. RefSeq lists its product as uncharacterized. NCBI's taxonomy places the organism in Eukaryota, Fungi, Ascomycota, Eurotiomycetes, Chaetothyriales, Herpotrichiellaceae. The record is from RefSeq and is a predicted model, not a curated record. Bases 227 to 2098 code for a protein of 623 amino acids. The transcript is spliced from 3 exons.
AUGCUCCCUUAUCAAGGUUGACGACGCGAGAAUCAAUCAACACCCCGGCCAUGAUGAUGGUUCGCAAUCAGGUGGGCAUCGACAGCCCCCGAAACACACCCCUGCAGUUAACCCAUGAUUUGCAUCGACUACGGAGUAACAUCUGUCCGUUCAGAGUACAGAAGUACAUGUCACGAACGUCUAAAUUGUCGUUCUAGGCCCGCGACCAGGUUAGGACUUUCUGCGUAUGAUCAGCUCUGGAUAUGUCUCCCCCCGGUCUACUUUGGACAUUUUCUUCUUCUCGAAUUCCGUUCCGCGAAUAGUCUGUCAAGCUUCCAUCUACACCCAUCAAAAAAGUUGUCGUCUCGCGAACAUGGUCUCAAAAACGACAGAAUCAACUGCGUACGCCAGGGUCGAGCCACGGUCGAGUUUGAAACGCCAAAGGUCCGCUCGUCUGUUUACCAUGACCGGAUCGCUAUUGGCAGGUCUCGUUCUCGCCAUUGUCCAGUGCAUAUUUUAUUGGUACUUGUCGGGUAAGACGGUGGGCAGCACGAUUCCCCAGGCCUGGGCCAGUCGCGUGGGAACGGCGCUCGCAUUUCUGGUGAAAUUACUCUUUGCGACGGCCGCCAGCACGGCAUACGUCCAGCGACAGUGGUUGGCUUUGUCCAAGACGUCUUUGAAGAUCCGUCAGAUAGAUUCAUUGACCGGGAUAUUGAGCAACCUUUUAUUGUUUAGAGAUUUCAACCUCUGGUGGACGCAUCCACUCCUCUCGUGUCUUGCCACGAUUACCUGGCUCAUACCAUUGGCUGCCAUCAUCGCGCCCGGUUCUUUGUUGGUGACUUUUGAAGCCCGACACAACACGACAAAUGUCAAGGUACCCCAGUAUGCCUUCAACUACGCGGCGUACGGUCAGUACGACGGCUUCGAUCCACAGACCGGCGCCGCCUACUUGGUGGAAGCAUCGAUUCCCCUGCGACGCGUGACUAUGUCGACAGCCACAUCGGGACAAAUAUCACCCAUGCAGGCGGUUUUCCAAAACUACACAUACAAUCAACAAUUCCACGCACCUGCCCUUCGAUGUUUCGGGGCCAACGGCACAAUCAUCACCAACCUGACUACCAGUCUCGAUCAGGCGUUUGCGGUGGAGGAGUACCUCCGAUUUCUGGCCUUCACGCCCAAUUCGGCCCUGGAUCUCUCUGCACCAACCAACAUCACCAAAUGGGAAGACAGCACUCUAUACUCGGGCAUGGACACGGUUUCCGAGGAUGUCUUUCGGUUGUUCGUCGUACCCAACACCAACGACACCAAUUCAAACUUGAACCAAACCGUCGAAUGUAAUCUGCAAAACGCGUCCUACACGGCGCUUUUUAAUUUUACAAACGGACGUCAAUCCGCACACGUCUCACAAGUCGACAUGCUCAACGAGGUCGCUCCGAUGACGGAGGUGGGAGGAGAGGCAGAUUACCUGCAGAGAGGAGGAGGAGGUGUGUCGCCAUUCAACUCGACCAAGGCCGGCUACGUAGGAGUCAUGCUCGCCUUCACCCGCCUGCUGGUGGGUUACGGACAGGAAUCUCACUACGGUGGUUCGACGACGACCUUUAGCAGUUUCGACAUGACCUCGGUCAAUUGGACUACGAUGGAUUCUUCUAUCCAAGGCCUCGAGCAGUUGUUUCAGAACAUGACAUUGAGCGUCUUGUCCGUUCCUACUCUCACAAAGGAUGAGACGAGUGCCGAAGAAGUCGCCGUGGACGUUCAAACUUUCCCCCUGACCUAUUCCUUCGAACCGGCGGAUGUUCUGAUCGCUUACGGACUCGCCUUUGGAUUUUCGUUGCUGAGCGUGGUUUUGGGUACUCUGGCCGUCAUUUUCCAGGGCGGAAGUUAUCAAAACACCUUUUCUACCUUUCUGCGAGUCACUCGAGGUGUGAGUUUGAAUCAUAGUGGCCCGAUACUACUACCACAGGAGGAACCGGACGACGGAAUGGACCCAUUACCUCGGAGCGUCGGAGAUACGAAGCUUCGGUUACCUGCUGCUGCCGCCCCUUCUGUUUCGGGACGAGAAUCUGGAGGAGGAGUGGAUGAUGCCGUUCAAAGAGUGGUCCAGCAUAGCCAAACAAUAUGAUCAGAUUCCUGCCGCAAAUAAGGGGGGAAGAGAUUUACCAUUUGUAUGUUGACAAGCUGAUUUGAAUCAAUUGAUUUAUCCAGG